Molecule: messenger RNA, 1512 nt
Organism: Glycine soja
Lineage: Eukaryota; Viridiplantae; Streptophyta; Magnoliopsida; Fabales; Fabaceae
Product: zinc finger protein CONSTANS-LIKE 16-like
Exons: 2
Coding region: 76-1191 (371 amino acids)
Biological process (GO): regulation of DNA-templated transcription
Cellular component (GO): nucleus
Molecular function (GO): zinc ion binding; protein binding
Source: RefSeq, a predicted model, not a curated record
GCAAAUAAAUAAAUGGGGAGUACCUCAAUAUUCCAUUGUUACUAGCAUUUCACACUUAACAAAGGUUUGUAAGAUAUGAGAGACAUGAAAGACGCAGGUGCCCUGGGAGGCAAGACAGCACGAGCCUGCGAUAGCUGCGUAAGCAGAAGGGCAAGGUGGUUCUGUGCAGCAGAUGAUGCUUUCCUCUGCCAUGCUUGCGACACUUUGGUUCAUUCCGCGAACCAGUUAGCAAGCAGACACGAAAGGGUUCGGCUUCAAACUGCAUCCUCUAAGGCAACCACAACCACUACGCACGCAUGGCACAGUGGAUUCACACGCAAGGCAAGAACCCCGCGUCACAACAACAGCAAGCACUUUGCGCUGCAACAGCGUCUCAAAGACGAAGUUCUCUUCAACAACACUAGUGUUCUUCCCCUCGUGCCGGAGCUCGGAGGGGAAGAACAAGAACCGGUGGUUGUGGACAACGAUGAAACGGAGGAACAGAUGCUGUGUCGCGUGCCCGUGUUCGACCCUUUUGAUGUGAGAACCGAUGACUUGGAUAGCUUUUCUGACAUGGAUUUUUCUGAAUUUGCUGCUGAUGUUGAAGGCCGGCUUGACAAAGAAGACGAUGAAAUAAGUGCGUAUGUGGGAGGAGGAGAGGGAGUUCAAGGUGUAUUGGCCAAGGUUAAGGGCGAAGAAGAAAUUGAUGGUGAUGUAGCGUGUUAUCUGGAGUCAGUUUUUGACAUGAUCAGUGAUGAUGCCUUUCAUUGGAAUAAUAUUGAGUCUGUGGUGUCAGAUGCCCGGGAAGAGAAGGGGUGUGUGGUGCCAUGUGAUGGUGGGGUUAGUGAACAAGGAGGAAUAAAGAGAGACAUAUUUUUGAGACUAAACUAUGAUGAGGUUAUUACUGCUUGGUCUAGCCAAGGUUCUUCCCCAUGGACAACUUCAAACCCACCUAAGUUCAACUCUGAUUAUGACUUCUCCUUGGGUUUGAGUGGUGUAGAUGGAGAAGGAAGAAGCUUAAGGGGACACCUAGAUGGUGGAAGAGAAGCAAGAGUGUCGAGGUAUAGAGAGAAGAGAAGGACUCGUUUGUUUGCAAAGAAGAUAAGAUAUGAAGUAAGGAAGUUGAACGCAGAGAAAAGGCCUAGAAUGAAAGGUCGUUUUGUGAAGAGGACAUGCUUUGUUGGAGCCAAUGCUUUUCCUGCUUACCACUGAUAUCAAUCAUCAGUUAACGGAUCCAUCUUUGCUUUUUCUACAAAUUUGGGUUAAUACUUGGUUUGGCUAUAUGUAUGUAUAUAUAGCCUGCAUUAUAUUAAUACUAGUAAAUAAUAUUACUGGGUCAGGUUAAUUUUACUAGAAUUGUUGCUUGGGAUAUUUCUGUCUAUAUAUAUCUCUAGCAGGUUUAGUAAUUAGUACUAAUUAAUGAUCAUCUUUCUCGGCAGGUUUAAGCCUUUUGUAAUCCAAUUUUGGAAGCCUUUUCAUUGUUUCUCAUUAGAAAUUCAAUUGUUCAAUGCUGAUGCUGUUAUUUGCUAGCCA